This is a messenger RNA of Lingula anatina, 1437 nucleotides long. RefSeq names its product glutamine amidotransferase-like class 1 domain-containing protein 3, mitochondrial. Gene Ontology annotation, cellular component: mitochondrion. The record is from RefSeq and is a predicted model, not a curated record. NCBI's taxonomy places the organism in Eukaryota, Metazoa, Brachiopoda, Lingulata, Lingulida, Lingulidae.
AAGAGGGAUUCCCUAAACAACGAGACGGGACACAUUACAGCAUCAAAAUGCUCGGGUUUAGGGGGUUUUAUCGCAGUGUCACGACACCACUUCAUCACCAUGUAUUGUCUAAACACGGCAUAAGUACAACUACUAUAGCUCAUAAGAAAGUAGCCGUGGUUUUGUCUGGAUGCGGUGUUUUUGAUGGAAGUGAAGUGCAUGAGGCCUCAGCGUGCUUAGUGCAUCUGAGCCGUGGAGGUGCUGAGGUUGCAAUGUUUGCACCAGACAUGGAACAGAUGCAUGUUGUUGAUCACACCAAAGGAGAACCCAUGGAUCAAAAGAGAAAUGUUUUGGUUGAAUCUGCCAGAAUUGCUCGUGGUAAAAUAGAAAAACUAUCAGAUCUUCAAGCUGAGAAUUUUGAUGCCGUUGUUUUCCCUGGAGGAUUUGGGGCUGCAAAGAAUUUAUCUGAUUUUGCUGUAAAUGGUGCAGAUUGUUCAGUGCAGGCUGAUGUAGAAAAUAUUCUAAAAGAUUUUCAUAGUUCAAAAAAACCCAUAGGGUUAUGCUGCAUUGCCCCUGUUCUGGCUGCCAAGAUUUUGAAGGGUUGCGAAGUGACAGUGGGCUCAGAUAAAGAGGAAGGUGGGAAGUGGCCAUAUGCUGGAACAGCUGCAGCAAUCAACAGCAUGGGAGGAAAGCAUGUUUGUAAACAGGUUACAGAGGCACAUGUGGAUUCAAAAAACAAGAUUGUCACCACCCCAGCCUAUAUGUGUGAAACUGCAGUCCAUGAAAUAUAUGAUGGCAUUGGUAGCAUGAUCCAGAAUGUCCUAAAGCUGGUCGAAGACUAACUGAAGAGAUUUUUCUUUAUAAAGGCAGUGCUUUUGGAGUUGGACAUUCUUGCUGCAUGCUUCGUUUACAAAGUCCAGAAGUAUAUAAUAACAUGCAAAAGCAUACAUUUUUUUGUGUUGGUCACAUUAAAAGGACAUUCUUAUAGGUUCAACAGCCCUAAUACCUUUCGGAUGGGUGUUCCCCUCCCUUGGCCACUUUGAGGCUUGGGUAAAGUAGUCCUGUGGUUUACCUAGCUACUUCCAUGUACAAUUAAAUGACAAACACAAGCAAACAAGAAAAGCUUAAAUGUACACAUGUGGCUACUGCAUGGUACAAUGUACGGGUGGUCAGUGACAUGCAUAAAGGCAAGAUCCUGCUCAUUCUCAUUUAACACAGACUUAAGAUCUAAAUGCCAACUGCAAUCACUCAAAAAAUGUGGAAAAUUAUGAGGGGGAAAAGGGCCUCUUUUGUGUCUUUUGGCACAUUUUCUGCCCUCUCAAUGGUAGGAGGUGCCCUCUUAUAAAAUUGCCAUGUGUUAAAAUGUCAUUAUAGGCUGCACAGAUGUCACGUUUGCAUAAUCAUUGCUGUAAUGUAUUCAUACCUGAGAUGAAUAAAAUGUGGUGUAAAGAAUGUUAA